This is a messenger RNA of Nomascus leucogenys (northern white-cheeked gibbon), 5526 nucleotides long. It is a transcript of the gene TBC1D16, whose product is annotated as TBC1 domain family member 16. Gene Ontology annotation, molecular function: GTPase activator activity. Gene Ontology annotation, biological process: activation of GTPase activity. The transcript is spliced from 13 exons. NCBI's taxonomy places the organism in Eukaryota, Metazoa, Chordata, Mammalia, Primates, Hylobatidae. The record is from RefSeq and is a predicted model, not a curated record. Gene Ontology annotation, cellular component: early endosome. Bases 143 to 2617 code for a protein of 824 amino acids.
UCACUGGCGGCGGCAGCGGCGGAGGCGACGGUGGCGGCUCUCCGAGCCGGCGCGAAUCCGGCCCCCGCAGCGGGACCCGGGCAGGUGUUGACGAGCCCUGCCCGGGCGGACGCAUGCGGAGAAUGGAAACACUUGCCCGGCAAUGUCUCUGGGCCGCCUCCUUCGCAGGGCCUCCUCCAAAGCCUCGGAUCUCCUGACCCUCACCCCCGGUGGCAGCGGCAGCGGGUCCCCCUCUGUCCUGGAUGGAGAGAUCAUCUACUCCAAGAACAAUGUCUGCGUGCACCCGCCGGAGGGGCUGCAGGGGCUGGGGGAACACCACCCAGGUUACCUGUGCUUGUACAUGGAGAAGGAUGAGAUGCUGGGAGCCACCCUCAUCCUGGCGUGGGUCCCCAACUCUCGCAUCCAGAGGCAGGACGAGGAGGCCCUGCGCUACAUCACGCCCGAGAGCUCCCCGGUUCGCAAGGCACCCCGCCCUCGGGGCCGGCGCACCCGGAGCUCAGGAGCCUCCCACCAGCCCUCCCCCACGGAGCUGCGGCCUACCCUGACCCCCAAAGAUGAGGACAUCCUGGUGGCGGCCCAGAGUGUUCCGGACCGCGUGCUCGCCAGCCCUGCGCCGGAGGACGAGGAGAAGCUGGCGCAGGGCUUGGGGGUGGAUGGUGCCCAGCCAGCCUCGCAGCCUGCUCGCAGCCCCUCUGGGAUCUUGUCCACGGUCAGUCCUCCGCAGGAUGUCACCGAGGAGGGGCGGGAGGCACGGCCCGAGGCCGGGGAGGAGGAUGGCUCCUUGGAACUGUCAGCCGAGGGAGUGAGCAGAGACAGCUCCUUUGACUCAGAUUCAGACACCUUCUCCUCGCCCUUCUGCCUCUCGCCCAUCAGCGCGGCGCUGGCCGAGAGCCGCGGCUCUGUGUUUCUGGAAAGCGACAGCAGCCCCCCAUCCAGCUCUGACGCUGGCCUGCGGUUCCCGGACAGCAACGGCCUCCUGCAGACCCCACGCUGGGACGAGCCGCAGCGGGUGUGUGCCCUGGAGCAGAUCUGCGGCGUGUUCCGCGUGGACCUGGGCCACAUGCGCUCCCUCCGCCUUUUCUUCAGCGACGAGGCCUGCACCAGCGGCCAGCUGGUCGUCGCCAGCCGAGAGAGCCAGUACAAGGUUUUCCACUUCCACCACGGCGGCCUGGACAAGCUGUCCGACGUGUUCCAGCAGUGGAAAUACUGCACCGAGAUGCAGCUCAAAGACCAGCAGGUCGCCCCCGAUAAGACAUGCAUGCAGUUCUCCAUCCGCCGCCCCAAGCUGCCGUCCUCCGAGACGCACCCCGAGGAGAGCAUGUACAAGAGGCUCGGCGUCUCUGCCUGGCUCAACCACCUGAAUGAGCUGGGCCAGGUGGAGGAGGAGUACAAGCUACGGAAGGCCAUUUUCUUUGGCGGUAUUGAUGUGUCAAUCCGCGGGGAGGUCUGGCCCUUCCUGCUGCGCUAUUACAGCCACGAGUCCACGUCGGAGGAGCGGGAGGCGCUGCGGCUGCAGAAGCGAAAGGAGUACUCUGAGAUCCAGCAGAAAAGGCUCUCCAUGACUCCCGAGGAGCACAGAGCGUUCUGGCGCAAUGUGCAGUUCACUGUGGACAAAGACGUGGUCCGGACCGAUCGGAACAACCAGUUCUUCCGAGGGGAAGACAAUCCCAAUGUGGAGAGCAUGAGGAGGAUCCUGCUGAACUACGCCGUGUACAACCCUGCCGUCGGCUAUUCCCAGGGGAUGUCGGACCUGGUGGCGCCCAUCUUGGCCGAGGUCCUGGAUGAAUCAGACACCUUCUGGUGCUUUGUGGGUUUGAUGCAGAACACGAUCUUCGUCAGCUCCCCUCGGGACGAGGACAUGGAGAAACAACUGGAGUGGACGUGGGAAACAGCCCCCAAGUGUCCACUGAGGGUGGGGAGCCUUCCUGGCCAUGGAGCGGCUGCCAGCGUCCUGCCACGCCCGGGCACAACACUCUGCCUCACCCUGGACCACACCACAGCCUCCGGAACAGUCAAAUCUGGGAGGAACUGGCAGAGGCAGCUGUACCUGCGGGAGCUGCUGCGGCUGACGCACGUGCGCUUCUACCAGCACCUGGUCUCGCUGGGCGAGGACGGCCUGCAGAUGCUCUUCUGCCACCGCUGGCUCCUGCUGUGCUUCAAGCGGGAGUUCCCUGAGGCCGAGGCGCUGCGGAUCUGGGAGGCCUGCUGGGCCCACUACCAGACGGACUACUUCCACCUUUUCAUCUGCGUAGCCAUCGUGGCCAUCUACGGGGAUGAUGUCAUCGAGCAGCAGCUGGCCACGGACCAGAUGCUCCUGCACUUCGGAAACCUGGCCAUGCACAUGAACGGGGAGCUCGUUCUCCGGAAGGCGAGGAGUUUGCUGUACCAGUUCCGCCUCCUGCCCCGCAUCCCCUGCAGCCUGCAUGAUCUGUGUAAGCUAUGCGGGACAGGCAUGUGGGACAGCGGCUACAUGCCCGCGGUGGAGUGCACCGGCCACCAUCCAGGCUCGGAGAGCUGUCCGUAUGGGGGCACGGUGGAGAUGCCUUCCCCCAAGCCCCUGAGGGAAGGCAAGAAAGGCCCAAAGACGCCGCAGGACGGCUUCGGCUUCCGCAGAUAGGUCAGGCCCCCGACGCUGGACAGGGGUUGAGGGGACCUCCCCAGAGGCCCCGGGCACGGGAGGGGGUGGGGCUGGGCGUGAAGGGGACAGGGGACGGUAGAAACCUAAGGAAAAUGCUUUUGGGCAACAUGAGAGGAAGCUUUUCGUAUUAAUGACAAAAUUAGAGUCCGGAAGUGACAGAAGUCAGACCUACAGCCACCCAGAGGAAAGUCAGCUCCUGAAACGCUGCAGUUGAACGUGCAGCCACCGCACCUGAGACGCAGGCUGGCUGGGCUCUCCUGCUGGCUGCCCUGGAGGAUUUCAGCAUGUUCCAGGAUUUGCUCCAGCCUCGCGGGCAGCCAGGCAGCAUCGCCAGGCACUGAGGAAAGCAGAGACAGGAGAGGAAGGCCUCACCCACCCACUGCGUCGAGGGCUGCAGAACAGAGCGGGGUCCUGUCCAGGCCUAGAGGCAUCUUUGCAAGCCACACACGCUUCCUCAUGAGACCUCGUUCUCUCGGAGUGAGCCAAACACACUUCCCAAAGCCUCCCCAGCCACAGCUGGGAUGCCAAUGGAAAGACAUCUGCCAUAAAAAAAAGAAAAGGAUAAAAAGCCCAACCGAUGUGGGGAUAGAGAGGCGGAAGAGCAGUCAGGCUUGAGGACCUGGUGCUUGUAAUGUUUAUCCAUUUAAACAUUUCGUCCUGGUACAUGAAGGGAACUGCCUGCCCAGGAGCCUGAGCCUCAGGCUGUUGGAGAAGCAUCCGAUGCCUUUUUCUUUGCUGGGCGUCUUCUACGUGAGGUUCCUUGGCGUUGUUUAAGGUCAACGCCACCACAUACAGCAACCAGCUGGGGCUUGAAUGGGUCGAUGUGUGCGUGUGUCCCUGCGUGCGUGCAUGCAUGCGUGCAUGCAUGUUUGUGUUUGCAAGAUCCUCUGACGAUGAUCUGCUUUGUCCCAGGGACGUGGUAGUGUAUUAGCUGACUAACCAAGACAAGGACACCUGGAAAUAGUUGGACUCUUCCACUUCCCUUCAGGACCUGCGAACUCAGAUAUGUAAGUCAGCUUCUCAGGUGAUGGGACGUGAGAGCGACCACAGUGAAGGAGCCAGCACUCAGGGCUCUCUGCCUUCUACGUGGGAAUGAGGUCUUCCCAGAAGACUCUCCCUCUUCCAAAAGAUUGUGUAUCAGUUGCUCCUUCUGGGAUUUAGAGAUGGGCAGAAAAGGCUAUGCGAUCUAUGCUGUGAGAGCUCCCAGCCAGCUUAGAAGUGUCGAGCCAUUUGCACAGAAAGCCACUCCUUGAGCAAGGAGACCAAAUCCCUCCUGAAAUCCUCCAUCGCGUGCUUCUGGGGAGAAAAGCCCUUGAUGUGCUGAGAACCAUCAUGGGGACCACGAUAGAGGCCUUCUUCCCACUCAAAGCUUUUCUCCCUGGAGGGUGGGCACUGCUGGGCCAUGCCACUUCAAAGCAGUGUUUCUCAGCAGGAAAGGGGAGGUCACCACUUACCGGCCUCCUCCACCUUCUCGGCUUCUCUUUUCUCCAUGAACCCAGGUUGUCCAGCAGGUACUUCCAAGUUCCCAGGUCUGUCUGCCCAAGAGCCUUUAGGGGAGACUGUCCUGGAGCCCCAUCAGUGCCCAGAUCCUGGGGUACCGACCAUUGCCAUCUAGCAGUGGGGGACCCUGUGGUGGGAGUGGGAUGGGCUUCUCAUCCACGUUGCUUCUGGGAAGAGAGGGUUGCCUUUCUGGGCUGGGGAGGUGGCUAGAGCUUCUGCCCUCACCCUCUGCUAGAAACUAGUUAUAUCCAUUGCCACAGCAAUACUGUGUAACAAAUCCGCCAACACUCGGUGGCCUGCAACAAUCAGCACUGAAGUAGGGCAGGAGUCAGCAGUCUGGGCGGGCUGAUUCUUCUGGUCUAGGCUGGGCUUGUUCGUUUAGGGCCAGUGGGCUGUUAAGUCCCAGGGGAUGCUCAUGGUGCAGAGGUCGGACCUGGCCCUGCCCUGUGGUUUCUUGCAUCCCCCCUGCAGGCCAGCCAUGGCGCAGCCAAAGGCACGGAGGGAGAGACAGCAAGUGCCUUUCCAAGCCUUGGCGGACACCACACCUGCAGCCCUCCCCUUGGCCACGGCAAGUCACGUGGCUGGGCUCAGCAUUAAGGGGUGGGGGACAGGCCUGCCACUUUAGCGUCCGCUCUGCACAGUCGGGUGGCAAUAGGCUGAGAAUUUGGAGGGCUAAAGAACUGGGACUCUGGAAAGUCUGUGUCCUAAUAAUGCCUGCUUUGGAGCACUCCUUCCCCACUCGCCCUCUCCAGGAGAAUAGCAUCCCCGGUCCUAGCAUUUCACUAGAUACCUCGUGCCUUUGAGCUGCUGUGUUUGGGUGGGAGGAAGCGGAUAGGCAGGUCCAGGGUUCCCCUCACUUGGGAAGGUCCUAGUAGAAGGCAUUCCUUCUGAGUCUCCUGGCCCUGCAGCUUCUCACCCCUGCUGCACCCCAAGACCUGACCCAGACCAAUCAGCUGCAUCUCUGCACCAAGUGUCACCCCCGCUGUGCACCGCUCGCACCUCACGGUCCCCAUGGGCUGGCCCGGACCCCAGUGAGGUCUACACCUCUCGGAACCAGCCAGGACCUCAGAAGCCGUGACCUGGGUGUUCAGGGCUUGGUGGAGGAGACGCUGCUGGGGAGGCGGGGCGGGGGGGGGGAUGGAGAAGCCCCGCCCCUCUGCAACUCCCUUAAUCUGGAUGCAAUUAGAGGAAACCAGCCAAAAACCCUGCGGCAGCUGUUGUCCCGGGAUUAUUCCCAGCCAGCGAGAGGCAUUAGGGCGAUAAUUCAGUCAUUAGACUUCUAGCCUUCCCACCGCCAGAACGUGCAAAUAGGGGAUAAUCAGCCCUGCACGGCCAUCCUCAGCAAUGCUGCUUAUUUAACCCAUUUUUUAAAAUGACACUUAAUGUUA